AUGGCCAACACACGACAAAGCCGUCGACAGCAGCAGCUCUCCCCGGAGCAGCGUGAAUGCGAGGAGAUCCAUCAGCGCGAAUGUACAGGACGUCCGAACAACCUUAACGAGGAACACCAGACUAAUCAGUCGGUACUUCAACGUACAUUGAUGGCACAACAGAAUCGUACUGAGAGAAUUGCUACACCUAGUGAUGUAGACUUUACGGAACAAGGGUUGGGGACCCCCGAGGCAAUGGGAGCCGCACGUUUGGCAACACAUAACCAUCUGCAGGCUACGGCGACAGUGAGAGAGGGUGUAAACAACACAACGGACAGACGUCAUCGUAAUCGCCCCAGAGGAACGAGACAGAGCCGAGAUCGAGAGAACGACACUCCAGAACAGCUGACGAGACUCCUCCGCCGUCAACAAUCGUUGUUAGAGAAGUAUAACCGACGUCUACAGCGCCUACGACGAUCUACCACACCUCAGACAUCCGACAACUUAGAGUUUCGCAUCCGAGGGGCAGACAGGUCGCGACGGGGAUUAGGUUAUACAUCGUCGGACCAGGAGGGAAGUGAGGCGCCGCAUAACGAAGUAUCGCUACAUGACUUUGUACAAGAACAACACCGGGCUCAGAAGAACCCUCAUGGUAGAGAAGCAUUGGACAACCGUCGCGAUAACAUGGAGACAUCGUUGCACACACGACGACAAGGCUGCCAAUUCAAGCAAGAGGCGCUCAGCGACAUGCUACCGGCACAAUGA
Sphaeroforma arctica JP610 is the source of this 744-nucleotide messenger RNA. RefSeq lists its product as hypothetical. Bases 1 to 744 code for a protein of 247 amino acids. NCBI's taxonomy places the organism in Eukaryota, Ichthyosporea, Ichthyophonida. The record is from RefSeq and is a predicted model, not a curated record. The transcript has a single exon.